Molecule: messenger RNA, 2424 nt
Organism: Ornithodoros turicata
Lineage: Eukaryota; Metazoa; Arthropoda; Arachnida; Ixodida; Argasidae
Product: fibroin heavy chain-like
Exons: 4
Coding region: 99-2186 (695 amino acids)
Source: RefSeq, a predicted model, not a curated record
CCCCAGCAGAUGUCGUUGCACGAAGAUAUGGGAUAUAAAGGUGGACCUCCGAAUAGCAGAAGACACAGUCUGCCCCCUGAACAGAACAAGCCUUCAUCAUGCAGUUUCUGAACCUUGCCCUCUUCCUGGGUCUUCUUGCCGGGUCCCUCGCUGGCUACACCAGCUACGCUCCAGGAGUUAGCUACGGCUAUCGCACCGGUCUCGGCUAUGGCGGAUACUACGGAUCCCGAUUCGGCCAUGUCUUUGGUGGAGCCCUCGCCUCACCAGCCGUCGCCAGCUACGGCUACGGAGUCUCAUCCCCAGUUGUGAGCCACGCCGUUGCCACCCCAGCUGUUGCCAGUUACGGUUACGGAGUUUCAUCCCCGGUUGUCGGCCACGCCGUUGCCGCCCCAGCUGUUGCCAGUUACGGGUACGGAGUCUCAUCCCCAGUUGUGAGCCACGCCGUUGCCACCCCAGCUGUUGCCAGUUACGGUUACGGAGUUUCAUCCCCUGUUGUCGGCCACGCCGUUGCCGCCCCAGCUGUUGCCAGUUACGGGUACGGAGUCUCUGCUCCAGUCGUCAGUCACGCUGUAGCUACUCCAGCCGUCCGUGCUGUUGCUGCUGCACCAGCUGUUAGCUACGCCCGUUACUCUGUUGCCCGUCCAGCUGUUGCGUCCUACUCCGUUGCUUCUCCAGCUGUCUCUGUGGCUGCUCCAGCUGUCCACACUGUUGCUGCCGCCCCCACCGUUAGCUACGCCCGUUACUCUGUUGCCCGUCCAGCUGUUGCGUCCUACUCCGUUGCUUCACCAGCCGUCUCUGUAGCUGCCCCAGCUGUCUCUGUGGCUGCUCCAGCUGUCCACACUGUUGCUGCUGCCCCAGCUGUUAGCUACGCCAGGUACUCUGUUGCCCGCCCCGCCGUCGCCUCCUACUCGGUUGCUAGCCCAGCUGUCUCAGUCGCUGCCCCAGCUGCUGUUGCCACCACGCUCCACCAUGCUCCAUCUGCAGCCGUUGUAGCUGCCCCAGCUGUUGCUUCCUACGGUGUUGGAUACGGACAUGGUCUCGGCUACGGCAUCGGCUAUACUGGUCUUGGCUACGGACACGGCGUCAACUACGGUCUUGGCUAUGGCGGUGUGGGCUAUGGUCUUACCACUGGCUACGGUCUUGGUGGAUACAACUAUGGACUCGGAGGACACUACUACAACCUCCACAAGAAAACUCUGGCACUUUUUCUCGGCCUGGUCGCCUCUGCUCUGGCUCAUCCCCCCGUCUACACUCCAAGCUACUAUGGAGGUUACUACGGGUCUCGCUACGGUCACGUCCUUGGUGGAGCCCUCGCCGCUCCAGCUGUAGCCAGCUAUGGGUACGGCGUUGCUGCCCCGGUUGUGAGCCACGCCGUGGCUGCUCCGGCGGUCGCUAGCUACGGUUACGGAGUGGCUGCCCCAGUCGUCAGUCAUGCUGUCACCGCUCCAGUUGUAAGCCACGCCGUUGCCGCCUCAGCCGUCAGCUACGCUCGUUACGCUGUUGCUCGGCCAGCUGUCGCUUCGUACUCCGUGGCUGCCCCAGCUGUCCACGCUGUUGCCUCCCCAGCCGUCAGCUACGCUCGUUACGCCGUUGCCCGGCCAGCUGUCGCUUCGUACUCCGUGGCUGCCCCAGCUGUCCACGCCGUCGCCGCUCCAGCCGUCACAACCACCGUUGCCCGUCCAGCAGUAGCCUCCUACUCAGUUGCUGCUCCAGCGGUAGCCUCCUACUCAGUUGCUGCUCCAACAGUUGCCGUUGCCCGUCCAGCAGUAGCCUCCUACUCAGUUGCUGCUCCAGCUGUGACCGUUGCUCGCCCAGCUGCUGCUGUUGUUGCUGCUGCUCCGGCCGUUACUGUCGCUCGCCCUGCUGUCGCUUCCUACUCAGUUGCUGCCCCAGCUGUGACCUAUGCUCACCGUGCCGCCGCUGUAGUUGCUGCCCCAGCUGCUGUUACCACGACCGUUCACCACGCUCCAGCAGCUGCCGUGGUUUCUGCCCCAGCCUCCUAUGGAGUUACAUACGGACACGGGCUUGGCUACGGCCUCGGCUACACCGGGCUCGGCUACGGACACGGUCUUUCCUACGGUCUCGGAUACAGUGGACUCGGCUACGGUCUGAGCCACGGUUACGGUCUGGGUGGAUACAGCUACGGCCUCGGAGGACACUACUAUGAUGUCUACAAGAAGAAAUAAACGAACGCAUCGAGUGCACGUGGCUUGCGAAUCUACCAACUGGAAUGACAAAGAGGAAGACAAACAGGAUGACGUUGAUAUUGGCGAACAAAUAAAUAAAUAAAAGGGGAGAGAUAAGCAGGAUAAACUCAUUAGGGCCAGGGGAUGGAAUUGUAACGCAGUGCUCGAUUCCCCACAACCGCUAGAAAGCGAUAUUUUGUUGUGACAUGCAGUCUAAUAAAAUUGUAUGGAUUGUGAA